Messenger RNA from Ictalurus furcatus (blue catfish), 6060 nucleotides. Its product is annotated as E3 ubiquitin-protein ligase UHRF2. Gene Ontology annotation, biological process: protein ubiquitination; negative regulation of gene expression via chromosomal CpG island methylation. Gene Ontology annotation, molecular function: protein binding; ubiquitin protein ligase activity. NCBI's taxonomy places the organism in Eukaryota, Metazoa, Chordata, Actinopteri, Siluriformes, Ictaluridae. The record is from RefSeq and is a predicted model, not a curated record. Bases 285 to 2918 code for a protein of 877 amino acids. The transcript has 16 exons.
CGCGAAUUUGUAACGUCGCGUGCGUGUUUUUCUCCCCCACGUGACUGCUUUAAGUGAGUAACGCCUCCUAAAGCUGAGAGAGAGAGAAAGAGAGCGAGAGAAAGAGAGCGAGAGUGUGUGUGUGUGUGUGUUUGAGUGAGUGAGUGAGUGAGUGUAUGGAGACGUGAACACUUUCUCUCAGAGCCCCCCUUAUUCCCCUCCCUACGACCCCCCGAAACCGGAUUAAACCGAUUUAUUUUUUUUCCGUUAAACGUGACCGUUAUUCGGGGCUAAACCGAGCCGCGAUGUGGAUUCAGGUCCGCACUAUAGACGGGACGGAGACCCGCACGGUGGAGGAUCUGUCCCGGCUCACCAAGAUCGAGUCCCUGCGUCUCAAAAUACAGGAGAUCUUCAAUGUGGACCCUGAGAGACAGCGCUUAUUCUACAGGGGCAAACAGAUGGAGGAUGGACAGACGCUGUUCGAUUAUAAUGUCGGCCUAAAUGACAUUAUUCAGCUUCUCAUUCGCUCUCACACCGAUCCAGCCGACAGUCCAAGCCCCAUUCCCAACAAUGGAGAGGUCAUGGUUGGUAAUGCAACUCCUCCCAGCAGCAGCCCUACCACACCCACAGCAACCACAGUAACCACAGCAACCACGGCUUCCCCAGCAACAGUCAGCAGCAACAGUGGGUCAGCAUUAGACAGUCAGCCUUCAACAUCCUCAUCUGCCGACCUCGUUGAUCCAGGGAUCGGAGUUUAUAAGAUUAACGAGCUGGUGGACUGCAGGGAUGUCAGCAUUGGCGCCUGGUUUGAGGCAACAAUCGAGAGCGUUACUCCGUCCAGCAAAGGGAGCAAAAAAGAGACAGCAGCAUCUUCUACAGGCAGGACAGGGAGAAACGGCAAGCGCAUUAAUGGGAAGGUGGAGACGGAGUCAGACACAAAUGGCACUGUGCUGCUAAACUCGAACAGCGAGAAGCCUUCAACAUCUCAGACUGAAGCAGAAGACCCUGGCAGAGACGAUAUCAGCUACCACAUUAAAUACGAGGAUUACCCGGAGAAUGGUGUGGUGGAGAUGAAUGCAGAAGAUGUGCGUCCUCGAGCUCGGACGCUGCUACGGUUUGAACAGCUGGAGGUGGGACAGGUGGUGAUGGUCAACUACAACCUGGAGCUUCCAGAAGAGAGGGGAUUCUGGUACGAUGCUGAAAUCACCACGCUCAACCACAUUUCCAGAACCAAGAAGGAGGUCCGCGUCAAAAUCCUGCUCGGAGGUCCAAGUGACGUGAUUGGUGACUGUAAGCUGUUGUUUCUGGAUGAGAUCUACCGAAUCGAGAAACCUGGAGCUCUUCCUCUCUCUGCCACUGACGGCCAGUUUAAACGUAAGAGUGGGCCGGAGUGUAAGCACUGUAAAGCCGACCCAGAUGCAGAGUGUCGGUUCUGUUCGUGUUGUGUGUGUGGGGGGAAACAGGACGCACACAUGCAGCUGCUGUGUGAUGAGUGUAACAUGGCCUUCCAUUUGUAUUGCCUCAACCCCCCACUGUCCACCAUUCCAGAGGAUGAAGACUGGUACUGCCCCACUUGUAAGAAUGACACCACUGAAGUGGUGAAAGCAGGCGAAAGGCUGAAAGAGAGUAAGAAGAGGGCCAAGAUGCCUUCAGCAACCAAUGGAAGCCAGCGUGACUGGGGAAAGGGAAUGGCGUGUGUGGGUCGUACUAAAGAAUGCACCAUUGUCCCAUCCAAUCACUACGGUCCGAUUCCUGGAAUUCCUGUGGGAACCACCUGGAAAUUUCGUGUGCAGGUAAGUGAGGCAGGGGUGCACAGGCCACAUGUGGGUGGGAUUCAUGGACGCAGUAAUGACGGCUCCUAUUCGCUGGUGCUGGCCGGAGGAUUUGAAGACGAAGUGGAUCGGGGUGACGAGUUCACGUAUACAGGCAGUGGAGGUCGCGACCUUUCAGGAAACAAGCGGAUUGGAGAGCACUCGUUUGAUCAGACUCUAACACACAUGAACAGGGCACUUGCUCUGAACUGUGACGCCCCUCUGAAUGAUAAAGAUGGGGCGGAGUCUCGUAAUUGGAGGGCGGGGAAACCAGUCAGAGUGAUCCGAAGCUCAAAAGGCAGACGAAUCAGCAAGUAUGCACCAGAGGAGGGAAACCGCUACGAUGGAAUCUAUAAGGUGGUCAAAUACUGGCCUGAAAUCGGAAAGUGCGGCUUCCUGGUGUGGCGUUACCUGUUGAGACGUGAUGAUAUGGAGCCUGCACCGUGGACACCCGAGGGACUCGAGCGCAGCAAAAAACUCGGACUGAAAGUGCAGUACCCUCCUGGUUAUUUGGAGGCAAUGGCCAAUAAGAGCAGGAAGGAGGCGAGUGUACGAGGGGGAAGGGGUGGAUCCCCACGUGGUAAACGACACGGAGGAAGAGGAAGGCCGAGAUGUGGACGGCCACCGAAGAGGGUAAAGGAGGAAGAGAGAGAGGGGGAGGAACCUGCAGAGCACGAGGAGGGAGAGACACAGACGAACGGAGGAGAGGACACACCGAAAGACACGGGAGCAGUGUGUAAAGAGCAGCAGGAGCCCAAAGCAAAGCGGGUAAAGGAAGUGGAGGCAUUUGUGUUAUCAGAGCAGCAGCUUUCACUUAUACAGGAGGAUCAUGUGAACAAGAAAGUGUGGGAUGAAGCUCUGGGCUUCCUCACUGAGGGACCGAACUUCCUGCGUAAGGUGGAACAGAUCUUCAUGUGCGUGUGCUGCCAGGAGCUCGCUUACCAGCCUGUCACCACACCUUGCCAGCACAAUGUCUGCAAGACCUGCUUACACCGAUCGUUCCGAGCUGAAGUGUUCACCUGCCCGGCAUGUCGCUACGAUUUGGGGAAAGAUUACGUCAUGGUGCUGAAUAAAAAUCUGCAGCAGCUCCUGGAUCAGUUUUUUCCUGGAUACAGCAAGGGACGAUGAGACGUCACUGGAGACAAGGACAGAAAUAAUCUCCAUCCAGCUCAAUGGCACUUGCACGCACACACACACACACACACACACACACACACACACACACACACACAUACACACAUACACACACAUACAUGCACACACACACACACACACACACACACACACACACACACAAUCAGUGCACUAACUCCUACACCCAACAUGAUAACAUACAAAGUGCACACACACACACACACACGUUUCAUGUAGAUGUUUCUUUCAUUAACACCAGCCUGAUACUUGUAUCCCAAGGACACCCAGGUCAUCACCAUGACCACGACCUCUGCUGGUCGUGCAUGGGUUUAUUCCUCCUUACACUUCUCUCAACUGAAGGACACACACACACAAAUACACAAACACACUCUCUUCAAAGGAGCGGCGGAAAACUAGCGACGGCUCAUUCAGUUCAACGGAUCUGUUAAGGACGGGACUAAUGGCUAAUGCUAAUCAAGUGAUAUCUGUUGCUAACAGGGAAAAAAUGGCUCGCAAAUCUUCACAAAAGUGAUGAAAUUUAACCAAACAAUGCUAACCCGGCAUCAAAGCAUCAACGUUAGGGGUGGUUAGUGAGAGAUGGAUUUCAUUUUCAGACAAUCGUGUAAUUCAGUAUCCUGCUGUUAUGCGUUAAUCACAGCCAGCUAGUUAGCUAUACACCGGAUUACAAUUAGGUUCAUUCCUUUUUUUGUUUGUUUUGGGAUGGCUAAAUAUCUACAGCUAGCUGGCUAGCUAACCCUAGUAAGUUUUGAUUUUUCUGUUUCACAAUAAAUCAUUGAAUUUUUUUUCACUCAAAUUGCACGAGCUAUUAUUAACAGAAUAGCUCAUACGUUAUGUAAUACUAUAACAGCUGAACAGCGUGAUGUAUCUAUAUAAUGGCUGUAUAUGAUGGAAUACACUAGCCACUCGUGGGUGUCUGUGAGUUCGUAUUCAGAAGAGUGGAGAUAGCGCUUUGUGUUACGAUGCCCUGUGCAGCAUAAGCAAGAGGUCAAACACAUGCAGUGGCUUCAUGGCUUCACAUGUCUCCGAGGAAGCACAUGUUUGCCCUCACCCUCCCCAGUUGGUAGCCGUCACGUGAUAGGCAAGAGCUGGCUGCUGGGUGGGUAAUGGUAGAUGACCAAAUUGAAAAUGAGGGAAAAUUUCCCAAAAUCUGAUUAUCUUAGUGUUAAUAAGUGUUAUUUGUAUGCUAGCUAGAUGAACACAUCUCACUCAUUCAGUUCAUUACUUUAUGUUUUACACUUAAGUCUUGGUUUGGUUUAUCUAAAAAGACUUCUGAUGUUCUUCUUUAAGUCAGAAAAAAAGAUUCGCACAUGAGCGCAUACAGUUAAUUAGCCUGACAGCUAAUAUAUCCAGGGUAUGAUAACUGUAAGUAUCUGAAAGUAUAAAUUAUCGAUGACAUGGAUCUCAUCCAGUGAUAAUUACAUUACUGUUAGUAUGCUUGUUAGCUAGGUAGCUUUGUUUUAGCAUAGCUAAACAUCUACAGCUAGCUGGCUAGUUAAUGCUCGAGUGGGAUGUUAGUUAUCUCUUAGUUAUUUUGUGUUCCUCAAUAAAUCUCCAUUUUUAUUUGUUUAGUCUAAAAGCCGUUUCUGGUUUUCUUCUUCACAUCAGACAAGCCUGAACACGUUCUCACCCAAUUAGCUUUGUACUGUAUAUCCUUGUAUAAGUUGAUGGAUCCCAUCCAAGAACGAGGAGUACGUGAGUGUUAAUUGCUUUGUUUAGUAAUCGAUGCUGAUCUACAGCUAGCUAGGUAAUGAAUACUGUAGUGGUAUUAUUAUAUUUCAAUUUAACAUGUUUGGAAAUACAUCAGAGUAUGUGCAGUCCUAAAGAAACUCUUUAUUUUGCUAUUCCAGAUCAGAUGGACCAGCCAGCAGGGGCAACCCUAGCCGUGCUAUUAUUGUGCUAAUGUUAGCUAGCUAGCGGCUCUUGACUCGGAUGUCCUGCAACUAAGCUAAUGCUGCUAACUACUAUGCCAGCUUCAGGAAAGUGUGAGUUCAAGUUUCAACUGGAAAUAUUCAUAUGUGAUUUUUGUGAAUAUUCAUUACAUAAUAUUUCACAGCACACACUCUGAGUCCUAGUUAGCCAGUCAGCACACUAAUUCUAGCAGUUUAGCUUAUGUUCAUUGUUGCUGGGUUAAUAAUGUUUGGUUAAAGGAAGCAUUGCUACUACCAGGGACUGUUUAUAUUUAAUCAGUUUUCUAAACCUAGGACAAAUCCACAAACGAGAUGCAAGUCCAAAAUGGCGAGUUCUGAUUGGCUAAGAGCAGCAGGACUCAGUAUCAGGUGUUAGUAGUUAACACAGUCCUACCUUUGGGAUGAAAUAUAUACAGAGAGAAUUUGUCAGAAAGGUAAACUCCGGAUCUGUGUCAAUGUUCAAUUCUCACAUGAAAAGGAUUGACCGACUGGAUAACAGAUAAAAUAUACAGUUCUUGGUGAAGUGGAGUUAAAUUCAUUUGAUAGUAAAAGCUGAUUUACAGGUUUGAACAACGGCGUUGGCUGAAAAAUGUACCUCGUGCCCCAAAUUGUCCAAUCAGGACCCAACUGUGGUGUAUCUUAGCGUAUCUCAGCUUUUCUCACUCUUAUGUUGAUUUUUUUUUCAAAGUUCAGUCCCACAGACAUGCAAUUUUUUUCUAUCACAGAUCUGCCAACCUUCGUGCAUUUUGCAUAGGAGUGACGAAUUCUAACUCGGAAGUAUGCUAGCUGUCAUUCAAUAAUUCGCCAAUAAAAAUGGCAGAUAUGUUGAGCUAAUGAACAUAUGAAUCUGGAAUGAUUCACAGUUACACCGAACGAUUCACAGAACUCUCCGAUUUUAACUGACUGUCUGGAAUCCCCACCCCCUGCCCCCAUCUCACAUUAGUAAUCUGUUGGUUCAUUUUCCCGCUGCCGUGUCACCCUCAUGUCCUGUCAUGGUAAACAGAGAAUGUUUGGGGUUCGUUAAUGUGAAAUAAUCUGUAUCAGUGUAUGUCCCAUUUCCAAAAUUACACAAGUAUAUAGUAAACAUCAUCAAACUAUAUUUAUUAGGGAUGCCACCAAAACGUUUUUGGCCAAAAGAGAGGGAAAAAAAAAAGGCCUAAAAUUGUGACUGACCAAAAAAACAAACAAAAAAAAAAAAGAAGAAGAAG